Messenger RNA from Pelobates fuscus (common spadefoot toad), 1368 nucleotides. It is a transcript of the gene SDR42E2, whose product is annotated as short chain dehydrogenase/reductase family 42E, member 2. Bases 1 to 1368 code for a protein of 455 amino acids. Gene Ontology annotation, molecular function: 3-beta-hydroxy-Delta5-steroid dehydrogenase (NAD+) activity. The record is from RefSeq and is a predicted model, not a curated record. The transcript is spliced from 12 exons. NCBI's taxonomy places the organism in Eukaryota, Metazoa, Chordata, Amphibia, Anura, Pelobatidae. Gene Ontology annotation, biological process: steroid biosynthetic process.
AUGAGGGAAGGAAAGGUUUCCAAUGAAAUGGAAGGACUGACGGACAAAGUGGAGAUGCAAGACAUCUGCUUAGAAUGUCUGAAGAACGCUUUGCCUUUUCGACCAGUAACCAAGCAUCGGUCGAAUGGCGUGGUGCCUCACCAGAGCUGGGUCUUACCUUGUAAUCCGAAAAAUCAUCUUCCUACCAACCACUGCGGAGUAACAAAAGCUUUGAUUACAGGUGGCGCGGGUUACUUAGGACAUAACCUUGGGUGCACAUUGAUCAAAUUAGGAGUGUCUGUUGUGCUGUUUGAUGUACAUGAGCCGGAAUGGGAAAUCCCAACUGGAGCUGUGUUCGUGAAGAGUGACAUUAGGGACUGUGAUUCCCUGUACAAAGCCAGCGAAGGAGUCGACUGUGUGUUCCAUGUUGCUUCUAUUGGAAUGUCGGGAGUUCAUCAACAAUGGAUUGAGUCAAUAAACAUCGGAGGGACAAAAGUCGUCAUUGACGUAUGUAUUCAGAGAAGUAUACCCAGCCUAAUUUACACUAGUUCUGUUAAUGUGGCUUUUUCUGGCAACUGUAUAGUGGAUGGUGAUGAGGAAACUGUGCCUUAUAUACAGCUGGAUAAGCAUACGGACCAUUAUUCCAGGACGAAGACUAUUGCUGAUCAGAUGAUACUGGCAGCCAAUGGAUCAGUACUAAAAGAUGGCAAUACACUUCAUACCUGUGUGCUACGACCACCUGGUAUUUAUGGACCUGAUGAGAGGAGACAUUUACCCAGACUUGCUGUAAAUAUUGAAAGAAGACUACUGUGUUUCAAAUUUGGAAGUAACAGCACCAAAAUGAACUGGAUUCACUUGUGCAAUUUGAUAGAAGCUCAUAUCUUAGCUGCCAAAGGCCUGACUUCUAGCAAAGAAUUUAUAGCAAGUGGAAAAGCAUAUUACAUACAUGAUGGGGAAAAUGUGAAUUUAUUUGACUGGCUUCAUCCAUUGUUUGAGAAACUGGGCCUGAAUGAUCCAUGGAUAAAGAUUCCCUCUUCAUUAGUGUACACUGCAGCAUAUCUUUCAGAAUACAUGCAGAUUGCAUUAAGUCCAAUUUUCCAUUUGAAUCCAUUGCUGACUACAAGUGAGGUGAAGAAAAUUGCGGUCACGCACACGUUCCGGAUUGAUAAAGCUCGGAAGGAACUUGGUUUUAACCCAAAGAAAUUCUCCUUUGAAGACUCAGUUGACUAUUAUGUCCAAAGCAGGAGGAAGUCCUCCCAGAACAAGAUCAUCUUCAGCAAAUUCAUAUUUGUCAUGAAAAAGCUGGCAAAUGUUGGCCUAGGGAGCGAUGGUUUUCUCACAGAUCCCAGGAAAUGUCCCAGUUGCCGCAUGAUUGAGAGCAAUAUGUGA